UAAAAGAUCCAGCCGACCCCGCUAACAGAUCCACUGCCUGUCGGAGGGCAGUGGAUCAGCUUGUUACCAGCUGACCCUGUCUGUGCACGACCUACUUUCACUUUGUCCCGCAUCAAAACAAGGGGAGAGUCAAUCAGCAUCAAACUGUAUUGCUGUUGUUGAUUGGAGUUAUCAUUUGGGUAUUUUGAUCAUACGAUCAAUGGCUUGUUACCGUAAAACAUCCACGAGUCCAUUUGAUUUCUGGAAUUCGCACAUUGCCUCCGCAAUCACCUGAAGCCCAGCCUACCUGGCGACAUGUUCUCCAAUCAGCGUAGAGGUAAGCCUACCUGGAAGGCGAACCAUACAAGUUGACGGACGGUAAACAUCCACACAGCGGGGCGAGUGGCAACACUAAUGGGCUCUGUUAUCGCCGGGGAUCAAAGAAGAUCUGUUUGGGUGGCCAAGUGGUAGUUACUUCUAAACAUUUGUCCUGACAUCCACCGAUAAAUCAAUAAAUAACGAUGAAUGGUUUGAACCGUCGGAAGACCAGCCUUCCAGAUCUGUACUACGAGGGUUACCUGGAGAAGAGGUCGUUCAGAGAUAAGGCGGCUCUCAAACGAUGGACAGCUCUUAGCGGGAACACAUUGUUUUUCUUCAACAGCAGCAAAGAUGCUAAUUUUUUGGAGAAGUUGGAGCUCGUUGAUUUCCGGUCGGUCACUGACGACCCCACCCGCGACUCAAACUUGGACAAGGCCAGAUUCAACGUCCACCUGAAAGAAAGGAGCUUAAAAUUUACCGCUCCAAGCCUCGAGGCCCGAGAGCUAUGGAAGGGCUACAUCCACGCCGUGCUAGAGCUCUCGCUGCCCAGUGGCAUCAUCCUGCUUCCCGGUCAGACCCGGGACCUGCAGCAGGCCGUAGAGCGGGAGAGGGAGAGGAGGAGGCUGCCGCCUCCGCUGCCCGCGGCCGCGCUUCCCGACGAGGGCGGAGCCCGGAGCCACGCCGCUUAUAACGGGCCCCUGCCAGAGUGCUUCGUGAAGGCGACCCGUGUGGAGGCGGAGCUUCUGCUGGAGAGAGAGGCGGGCCGAGGGAAUCUGCUGCUCCGCCCUGGCGGCCAUGGCAACACCUUCACCAUAACAACCAGGGAGGUCCAUAUGAGUCCUAUAUUCAAACACUACCGCGUGACUCAGAAGCCCGGUGAAGGCUUCAUCAUCGAUCUGAAGGAGCCUAUCGACUGUGCCACGCUGGACGCGGUGAUCACUGAGAUGUUGGAGGUGACAGGGGGAACACUGACCCCCCUGAUCAGUGAGGACAACUACGAAGACAACAUCUCCUUCAUCAAGUCCAACGAGGAGAGUGGAGAGAAGUCGGUCUGCUUCCCCCCCCCUCGCAAGACCCCCCCCACUCCACCAUCCAAACCAGCAGGCGAGCAGCGGGAAUAUCUGACAGUGGAGCCGCCAUCUCGCAUUCCCAUUCUACCCAAGCGGAGUGAGAAUGCAGAGAAGUUUACCAGACCGUGCAAUCCCCCCCCAUCUAUACCCAUUGGGUACCCUACUAAACAGGGUAAAAGCAUACGCACACACGCAUUCCACACACUCUCACACACACACACACACUCAAGCACCCACGCACACGCACGCACACACACGCUGACACACGCACGCACACACGCAGAUCACACACGCACAAACACACUCAAGCACCAAUGUACACACACACGCACUCAUCCACGCACAAACACAUACGUGUUUUGAUGGUUCUUUCUUAUGACCAAUGGUACCUAUUGUCACUCUUGAUAAAACCAUCUGCUAAAUUCCGUAAAUGUAAAAGUGUUUUGAGGGUAAAUGCAAAACUGGUUCUCUAAAAGAAAAACGUCAAUUCCGGGUAGAUGCAUUACUGUGUCAGGAGGAAUGUUGUUCUUUCAACGCCAACAUGUGAUUUGGCCUUCGUGCUUGCUGUAAAUCUAACCUGGCAUGUCAAUCGAAUGUGUGUUUUCCAGCUGCUGUGACUCCGAAGCAACGCGUUGCGUGUAAGUAGGAGUUCUUCUCCUUUGAUGGGACUCAUGUGUUCCCCCCUCUCUGAUCUGCACUGGCAUUAUGUUCAUUGUUUAAAGCAGGGGUUCCCCUUUUGCUUCCUCAAACCAUACCGCAGGUACGUGAUGAGGCAUGUACAGUACUUAUGUAAAGAAGCUUUUAUGAUCAGAAACUUCCCCUCAAAUAUCCAUGGCCCGGGAUUCUUCAAUCGAUGCCAUUUGCAUACCAGUGGACCCAAGGCUGGGAAACGCAGGUUAAAGGUUUUCAGGGGUGACACUUCUAAUAUAAAUGUGUCAUUCAUAGCUCUCUCUGUGUCCCUUUGCUCUUUUAGUGAUGCCCUCUGCUCCAAGGAAGAGGGAAUCCGAUAGCAGCCAUGGUGAGCCAAAGUCUUUCUAAUCUUCAAACAUCCUAUUCUACUGCAUGUCUGUCUAGUCUUUCUGUCUGUCUGCCUGCCCGUGUCCCUCGUCCCAUCCUAUCAUGGUGUCUCCGGCAGCGGAGCUGGGCGAACGCGCACCAGCAGGGAAGCCGGUUCCCACUCCUCGCUCCUUCCCUCCCCGUCAAUCCAGUGCCGUGCGGUCGAAGAGUGACGUGUCCUGCCUUUCCCUGGAGCUGAAGGAGGCGUUUCUGAAGAAGAGGAUUUUUAAAGAGUAGAGGGACCUCUCCCGGACUCGCGAUGAACCUUCCUACGGCGUGUGGUGCGGUAUAGGGAGGAGAGAUCUACUGGAAGUGCAUCGCCAUGUCGCAGCCAGUGGGGUGUCUCUGAGUAAGGUAACAGACACAUCUUUACCAAGAGGGUUCUUCCUGUGGUUCCAGAGGGGAUGGGACCCCCAGGGACCCCCAGGGACCCCCAGGGACCUGAGUCCAUGGGCUCUGUGGUCUGCUUCUGGUCGUCACUGAUGGCUGUCGAGCCUCACUCUUCUCAGGUUUCUCUCCUGAUACAAACGGACUUGGUUUCACUCCUUAUUGUCAACUCACGCCUCGUAGGCUCAGACAUGAUUUGUCACUCAGUAUUAUUGGCCUAUUCACUGGCUGUGGUGUGCCUCAAACCAAAACUAAAAGAUUUUUGGUUUAGUGUUUGUCUCGCCUUUAAGGUCUUUUGUGCCUUUUUCUUUUAAUGAAUGAAAAAACACAUUUGCGGCUGAAAUAUGAAGAGAUUUGUAUUUGAAGGGAAUGUUUGGUAUAUUUGAUUUAAUAUAUCUGUAUCUCACUCAGAAUUAGGUUUUAAUGCUACAGUUAAAUCCAAAUAAAUAUUCUAUAUUUGUACAUUAUCUUUCAGUGUUUUAGGGCCUUUGUAUGACUCGUAUCUGGGCAGAAGUGGUUCAGCAGGUUGAGCGGGUUGACUGGCAUCGUCAUACUCCACUCUGCGUUCCUCCGCAAGAUUUUCGUCAUAGUUUAUUGAGGGAGUUUUAAGUAUUUGGCCUGUUAAGCCCUUUGAGACUAUAACGGUGAAUAAGGGCUAUACAAAUAACAUUUAAUUGAAUGAAGGUUGCUGGUUUGAACCCCGGCUCCUCCUAACUAAGUGUGGGGGUGUCCCUGAGUGAAGGACCCUCCCCACGACGAGCUGACUGUCGUCUGGCAUGGUCACACCGCCGUCGGUCUGUGAAUGGGAGGCAAUCGUUUUAAUGCACUUUGAGUGGCCACAGGUCUGAAAACCUUUUAUAAAUGUAGUCCAUUUCUAUAAUUAAAUGCUGUCAACCUACCA
Gadus macrocephalus (Pacific cod) is the source of this 3711-nucleotide messenger RNA. Its product is annotated as signal-transducing adaptor protein 1-like. NCBI's taxonomy places the organism in Eukaryota, Metazoa, Chordata, Actinopteri, Gadiformes, Gadidae. Gene Ontology annotation, molecular function: signaling adaptor activity. The transcript has 12 exons. The record is from RefSeq and is a predicted model, not a curated record. The coding region runs from base 501 to 1730 and encodes 409 amino acids.